Molecule: messenger RNA, 1142 nt
Organism: Darwinula stevensoni
Lineage: Eukaryota; Metazoa; Arthropoda; Ostracoda; Podocopida; Darwinulidae
Source: the annotation of a GenBank genome assembly
CCGCUUCGGGUGGGGUUUUUGCGGGAACCGUUCAAAGUAUCGAAGGCGGACCUAUUGUUGGUGGGAUGAAUAUUCAGCCUGCAGCUUCAAAGAUAGCAGAAGAAAUUCACGGGUUAAAUGUGAUGAUCUUGGCAAUUUGUGCGGCGAUUGGGGUGAUCGUUUUUGGUGUCAUGAUUUAUUCCAUGGUCAAGUUUCGGAAAUCAAAAGGUGCUGUUCCUGUCGAGUUAGAAGAAGAUACAAAAGUUCGGUUCUUAGGUAAGGACUGGACGGUAGGACCUACAACUUUAGAAAUUGGCUGGACAAUUAUUCCAUUCUUAAUCGUGAUUGGUAUGGCGCUACCUGCGACUAAAACGAUGGUAGCGAUGAAAGAUACUAGUAAUGCGGAUUUAACCAUUAAAGUCACUGGGUAUCAAUGGAAAUGGGGCUACGAGUAUAUGGAUGGUUCUGCGCGCGGGGUUUCUUUUAUUGCUAAUUUAGCUACGCCACGUGAGCAAAUUAAUAACUUGCAGACAAAAAGCAACGAUUAUUUGCUAAAGGCAGAUCAGGCUUUGGUGGUUCCUGUUGGAAAAAAGGUGCGGAUAGUAACCACGGCUGCAGACGUGAUCCAUGCAUGGAUGGUUCCGCGCUUGGGGGUAAAAAUCGAUGCGAUCCCUGGGAUAGUCAGGGAUGCGUGGUUUAAAGCUGACAAAGAGGGGAUGUACUAUGGUCAGUGUGUUGAGUUGUGUGGUAAAGAGCACGCCUUUAUGCCGAUUAACGUCGAGGUUGUUUCUCAGGAGGCGUUUAAAAAGUGGUCUGAGGACAAGCGCAAAAAAAUGGCAGCCAAUGCAGAUGAUCCCACAAAGGUUUACACCAUGGAUGAAUUAACCUCGCGAGGCAGUGCAGUUUUAGCUGAUGCAGACAAAGCAGCACUUGAUAAAGUUGCCAGCGAUGUAGCGACGAAUCCGUCGUCUCGUGUAGAGGUGUCAGGAUAUGUCGAUAGCUCGGGUUCUGCAGACAAAAAUGAAGAGCUCGCAAAAAAUCUUUACGACCACACACGGCGUGAUUAUGGUGUUUGGUGCUGUGAUGCCAGCAUUUGUUGGGUUUGCCAACUUUUUGUUGCCAUUGCAAAUUGGCGCGUCAGACAUGGCAUUCCCACGGAUGAA